AUGUUCUAUUCUGAGACUCUACUGUCGAAAACGGGGCCGCUGGCUCGCGUUUGGCUGUCGGCUAACAUUGAGCGCAAGCUCUCCAAGUCGCACAUCCUGCAGUCGGACAUUGAGAGCAGUGUCAAUGCCAUCGUCGACCAAGGCCAGGCUCCCAUGGCCUUGCGAUUGAGUGGUCAAUUGCUUUUGGGUGUUGUUCGAAUCUACAGCCGCAAAGCUCGCUACCUGCUUGACGACUGCAAUGAAGCUCUCAUGAAAAUCAAAAUGGCCUUCCGCCUCACGAACAACAAUGACUUGGCCUCCACUGUCGUUGCUCCUGGUGGCAUCACACUUCCCGAUGUCCUUACUGAGUCUGAUCUUUUCACCAACCUCGACACAUCCCUACUCUUCCCUCAGACCCUCGAUCUGGAGCCUGCUGCCAAGCGGCCCGGUGGCAUGGACUUUGGAAGCCAACUUUUGCCCGACAGCAGCUUCCGCCGCUCUGUUUCUCAGGAACCCGCACGCCUCGAAGACCCUUCCCUGGUCGAUCUCGACUUUGGUGAAGAUGAAUUGCCGCUUGGAAAUGACCCGACCAUGGAAGUUGGUCGAGACGCCCCUGCACCUCGCCCUGUGGAGGAGGAUCUCUUCAGUGAUGCUGGCAAAUUCAACGACGGCGAUGACUUGGAAUUGGACCUCGGCGACGACGAUGCCCCCCCUGGACAGAAUGGACCUUGA
Molecule: messenger RNA, 711 nt
Organism: Penicillium brevicompactum
Lineage: Eukaryota; Fungi; Ascomycota; Eurotiomycetes; Eurotiales; Aspergillaceae
Product: Rad21/Rec8 N-terminal domain-containing protein
Exons: 2
Coding region: 1-711 (236 amino acids)
Biological process (GO): synaptonemal complex assembly; replication-born double-strand break repair via sister chromatid exchange; mitotic sister chromatid cohesion
Cellular component (GO): cohesin complex; synaptonemal complex
Molecular function (GO): chromatin binding; protein binding
Source: RefSeq, a predicted model, not a curated record